AUGACUGCUAAAGCAAAUCAAGAUUUGAAAAUGCCUUGGAACUCUUUAACUCUGGUUUCCAAAUGCACAAUUUUCCCAGCACAAAAAUCCAAUUUGGGUGACCUCAAACUUUCAGUUUCAGACCUUCCAAUGCUAUCUUGUCACUACAUUCAGAAAGGGGCUUUGUUUACUCGCCCCCCAUUUCCAAUUUCUGAACUCGUUGCUCUCCUCAAAACAACCCUCUCACAGACAUUGACUCAUUUUCCGCCGCUUGCGGGUCGACUCACCAUCGAAUCAGAGGGAUAUGUUUACAUUACCUGCAAUGACGCUGGAGUAGAUUUUAUCCAAGCAAGUGGGACCCACAUUCACUUGAGGGAUAUUUUGGGCUCCCUUGAUGUGCCUCAAGAAGUUAAUGGGUUCUUUGCUUUUGACCAAAAGGUUAGUUAUGAAGGCCAUUUCAGCCCUAUUCUUGCUGUGAAGGUCACGGAAUUGGCCGAUGGUGUUUUCAUUGGCUGCGACGUGAAUCACGCUGUUACAGAUGGAACUUCCUUCUGGAAUUUCUUUAACACUUUUGCUGCGUUAAGUAGAGGCGACGAAAGGAUUUCAAGGACGCCGGACUUCUGUCGUGACUCUGCUUUGAUUUCUACAGCGGUGCUGAAACUCCCUGCCGGCGGCCCCAAGGUUAGCUUCUCCGUUGAUACACCGUUAAGAGAGAGAAUUUUCAGUUUUAGCAGAGAAUCCAUUCAGAAGCUGAAAUCCAAAGCCAAUAAUCAGAAAUCGGAAUUAAACAUUGUAGAAUUGACGGGCAAGCAGAGUAACGACCCGAUAAAAUUUCCUGACGGAAAGUUGACACCGUUAACUUGGCUCAGAAACACCAUUUCCAGGGAACCAAGUAACAAAAAUCCAACUGCCGAGAUUUCAUCAUUUCAAUCACUAUGUGCCCUGUUAUGGCGCGGCAUCACUCGAGCGAGAAAAUUUCCAGCCUCUAAAACGACAACGUUCCGGAUGGCAGUGAAUUGCCGGCACAGGCUCGAGCCGAAGCUGGAGGCCCUAUACUUUGGCAACGCGAUUCAGAGUAUUCCGACAUACGCUUCAGCCGGCGAUGUGUUAGCUAAAGAUUUGCGUUGGUGCGCCGAGCAAUUGAACAAAAACGUGUUGAGCUACGAUAACGCAAUGGUAAGAAAACACAUCGCGAAGUGGGAGCAGGAGCCACGAUGCUUCCCGUUGGGGAAUUUCGAUGGUGCGAUGAUCACAAUGGGAAGCUCUCCAAGGUUCCCAAUGUACGAAAAUGAUUUCGGGUGGGGCAAACCCAUGGCGGUUCGGAGCGGGCUGGCGAACAAAUUUGAUGGCAAGAUUUCUGCAUUUCCAGGUCGCAAUGGUGGUGGAAGCGUUGAUUUAGAAGUGGUUUUGGCAGCAGAGACCAUGGCAGCGUUAGAAUCCGACCCUGAGUUCAUGGAGUAUGUUUCGAUAAAUACUUGA
Molecule: messenger RNA, 1458 nt
Organism: Fraxinus pennsylvanica
Lineage: Eukaryota; Viridiplantae; Streptophyta; Magnoliopsida; Lamiales; Oleaceae
Source: the annotation of a GenBank genome assembly